AUGGAAGAUCAGACUAUCACCCUAACUAUAAAAGCAAGCUCAAGUACUGAGGAAAACAAAGUUCAAGCGCAGCUUUCAUGGAGUGUUGGGCAAUUAAAAGCCGAGUGUUCUAAUAAAAUGAACAUACCUGUCGAGCAAAUUAGACUUGUUUAUAGAGGUAUCAAUCCAUUUAGGCAAAAUUCUAAAAGAUGAGACAGUUCUAAAAACUCUUGGCAUCGCUGAUGGUCAUUCUGUCCAUUUAGUUAAAAGUCCAGCUAAAAACGCUCAAAGCCAGCCAUCACAACCUGCUCAGUCAGCCCAAUCAGCUCCAGCGUCUCAAAGUGCCCCAUCUCCAAGCUCAAACCCUUCCGCAAGCCAGCCAGCACCGUUUUCAGGUAGUCCUGAUUUAUCUGGGUUUGGAGGCAUGCCAAGCUUCCCUGGAAUGGGCGGAAUGGGCGGUAUGGGAAGUAUGGGUGGAAUGGGUGGCUUAGGAAUGAAUCCACAGAUGAUGCAGCAGAUGAUGGGUGAUCCUCAGACCCAGCAAAUGCUAAUCAACAUGAUGUCAAACCCUCAAGUCAUGGAAAUGGUCAUCAACUCAAACCCAAUGCUAAAACAAAUGCUUGAUGCAAAUCCUCAGAUGAGAGAAAUGCUGAGAAACCCAGCCAUGCUACAAAGCAUUUUUUCUAUGAUGAGAGGAGGAAUGGUUCCAGGAAUGGGAAUGCCAGGUAUGGGAAUGCCUGGGAUGGGAAUGCCAGGAAUGGGCAUGAUAGGUCAACCACCAAGUACAAAUCCAUCAGUACCUCAAAAUCAGCCAUCAACUCAGCCGACCCAGACAACCCCUCCGCAGCCUUCUCAACCAGGACAAGGGAUGCCGGGAUUUGGAAUGGGAUAUCCUUAUGGCGGAAUGGGACCUUAUGGAGGAGGAAUGGGAGGAUUUGGAAUGAUGCCGGGGUAUGGAGCUUUUAGCCAGCCUCCUGCUCCACAGCAAAAUCCUAGUGAAGUAUAUGCUGUUCAAAUCCAACAGAUUAAAGAUAUGGGAUUUUAUAAUGAAACCCUAAUUAUUCAAGCACUGCAAGCAACUGGAGGUAAUGUAGAAGCGGCUGUUGAGAGAUUAUUAACAUUCCCUCCGUGAGCGAAAAAAAAAUUUUGUUCGCUCGCAAAGGGUUAUUUUUUUUUUUAAAAAAAAAUUUAUAUAUAACUUUAAUAGUAUUUUUUUUUUCCUAAAAUUAAAAAAAUCCCCAUUUUGAAUAAUUGAAAGCAAAAUUAAUUUAAUUUGUAAAAUUAAGUUUUAAAAUGCAAGCUGUUUAAAAUUAAACAGAAUUAACUAUAGAUUUCAAUAUAAUAAUUAUAAAUUAUAUAUUAUAAUAUUUUUCAUAAAAAUUUUUGUUCACACACAGAGAGGUGGGUUUUUACCCAAAAAUAGGGAUGUUUCCAAUGGUUUGUUAGUUCACCAAGGAGAAGUAAGUAGCUUAUAA
Messenger RNA from Blepharisma stoltei, 1454 nucleotides. NCBI's taxonomy places the organism in Eukaryota, Ciliophora, Heterotrichea, Heterotrichida, Blepharismidae. The record is from the annotation of a GenBank genome assembly.